Messenger RNA from Cladocopium goreaui, 315 nucleotides. The record is from the annotation of a GenBank genome assembly. Lineage: Eukaryota; Dinophyceae; Suessiales; Symbiodiniaceae.
AUGGCUUUCAUCGCGUGGGCAGCUUUCGGGAUCAUCCUCGCCGCAGGAAAUGAGCUUCCGCAAGAUGUAUCUAGCGUUUUGUCAAUGGAUGAUGAAUGCCAUACGGGCGCAUCGUGCACGAUGCAAGCGCUCCAGCUCCGCGGAGAACUGGACGCUGUUGCUGAACUGAAUUGUUGCAGCAUGUUGCAGCCACUAAGUCGGGGGGUGUACUUUUGCGUUGAGCAAAAUGUGGACAGAUUCCUUGCCGGACUUAAGGGCAAUCAGGUAGCGCAUGUGUUUCCCAGGAUAGGAUGGAUUGGCUCUGACAGGCUCUGA